AUGGUGGAAGUGAAGAAGGAACCAGUUUCAGCUUCUUGUCGGAAAAUUCAAAAAGCAGAAAGAGAAAAGAUUCGUAGAGAUAAGCUCAACGAACAGUUUCUUGAGCUAGGAAAUGCAUUAGAUCCCAAUAGGCCAAAGAGUGACAAAACUUUGAUUCUCAAUGAUACAAUACAAACGUUGAAAGAUUUAAUGACUCAAGUUGAUAGACUAAAAGCUGAAUAUGUCACACUAUCUCAAGAGUCUCGUGAGCAGCUAAUGCAAGAGAAGAGCGAGCUGCGAGUGGAGAAAUCGUCUCUUAAAUCCGAUAUCGAGUGUCUUAAUGCUCAAUAUCAAGAUAGAGUUAGAAAAACUAUGGUUCCAUGGAUACCACAUUAUGCUUAUCCUCUACCCGUUGUAGCGAUAACUCAGGCGCCAGUCGCAAUUCCUCCUCAACUUCAGCCUUUUCCAUUCUAUGGAAAUCUGACCGAACAAGCAUCGAUUCAGCUUUCUUCUUCGUCUUCUGGUGCUUCAAACAAGCAAGAUUCCAAAAGCAAGUCUUUAGAUUUGAAUAUGAUGAGGAACUGUUACCAAACAGGUCAUUAUAAAGAUGAUGUUGGUUUAGAGCUUGAGCUUAAACUCCAUGCUUCUUCUUCUUCUUCAACUCAACAGGAUGCUUCCGGACAAGAGAAGAAAAGAGGAAGCUCGACAACUAUUGCAAGCUCAUCAUCUGAAGCUGUUCAAGAUAGUUCCUCCGGUAACAUAAAUCACAUUUCUAAGUCAUAA
Molecule: messenger RNA, 762 nt
Organism: Arabis nemorensis
Lineage: Eukaryota; Viridiplantae; Streptophyta; Magnoliopsida; Brassicales; Brassicaceae
Source: the annotation of a GenBank genome assembly